Molecule: messenger RNA, 1427 nt
Organism: Papaver somniferum (opium poppy)
Lineage: Eukaryota; Viridiplantae; Streptophyta; Magnoliopsida; Ranunculales; Papaveraceae
Exons: 1
Coding region: 131-1141 (336 amino acids)
Source: RefSeq, a predicted model, not a curated record
AAUCAAAUCUCACUUAAACUCCUGGUUUUGAAGUUUUGAACCCUGAAAAACAAAACCAAAAUCAAGAUCUGAAAUUUGAAGAACAAAGAAAACCCUUUUUCUGUGUGGUCACAGAGAGAAAGAGGAAAAUAUGGGUUUGUUUUCCUUCUGUUUUGCAGGGGGAGGGUUUGUGAUGAUUGGUAUUUGGGAGGCUUUGUUUUCAUCUUACCUUCACUUAAACUCAUCAUCUUCUGUUUCUCCUCCUGUUUCUCCUCCUCGUUCUUCUUCAAACCAACAAACAACAAGAAGAAAGAACAGAAGACCAGAUUCAAUGUUCAUUAGUGUUAGAUAUGUUUCUGUUGGUUUUCUAUCAUUAUUCUUCAUUCUUGACUCUGUAAUCUCAUCGUCUGAUGCUCUUAAUAUUAAAGAUCAAGUUGGAUUCUCUCUACAACUAGACAUCUUCUCUAUCUCUUCAUUGUUUUUUCUCUACUCUGUCGCAGGUUUAUUGAGUAAUUCAACUAAUUUUCUACCAAUACCUGUAUCAUUGUUGAAUCUAAUUGGUUUAUUUGGGUUUGGGCAAGAACUUGUUUUCUUUUAUGUUCAGAGAAAAGAUCCAAAUGGAAUUGAGAAUAGGUAUUUUGAUAUGUUACUUGUUCCUAUCACGAUUUGUAUUCUUAGUACUCUUCUCGAAAUGGGUUCGCCUAAAUCUAAUUUACCAGGUUUGGGUCGUGGGUUUGGUUUAAUUCUUCAUGGAACAUGGUUUAUUCAAAUGGGUUUUUCCUUUUAUACUGAUAUAAUGGUUCAUGGUUGUGCUUUGCAUGAAGCAAGUAGAGGGAAUUUUACAGUGAAAUGUAAAGGGCAUAUGGAUUCUCAUAGAGGAAAAGCAAUUGCCACUCUUCAAUUCAAUUGUCAUCUUGCUUUGCUUGUGAUUUUGAUUGUUGGGUUUUAUUCAUUUAUUGGUAAUAAGUUUGGAUUUCCUGGUGGCGAUUAUUCAAGUUACAAGCCUCUUAAUGCAGAGUUACAUCAGUUGGGCAAUCAAACUCAGUUUACAUUAGAUUCUGAUGAUGAAGAGAGUAGUUUGGAAGAAAAUGCUGCACAACAGAAGACAAAUUCGAGUAUUGUUCCUGUGUCGUCUGAGGUUAAUGGAUUUGGAAAUCAUUAGUGAGGUAAUUUUUGAAUUGCUUAGUUUGUAGAGUGAGUGGACUUGAACUGAUUUACUUGUAAUCUGUUUUGAAUGCAGAAAAGAUUGUUCAUUUAAUUGGAGAUUUGAAGUAUUUUCAUUCAAUCUAAAUGAUGUUACCGAGUCAAUGUAUUUGUUGACUUUGCAUACUGAAACUUCUUCUGAUACCGGAAGAUGAUUUUUGUUUGUUUUUAUGUUAUUAUUGACUGUUUGUGGUUGUGAAACAAGUACUUAGAAGCAUAUUACAAAUUCUCUUUAUUUUCUCUUA